UUUUUUGGCGGGAAGCAUCCCAGACAGGGGAGAACCUGGCGGCACGAUUUGCAGUCAUUCACUCAGCCUGGUCCGCGGACGUCACAGCCACAACUGCGUCUCCUGUAGCCCCGUCCCGCGCGCAGGCCUUUGUCUCCAACGCAAACCUGAGAUUGCUGAUUUAACGUCCAUUCCACAGAAUAUUAAACAUGUCAGACGAUGGUUCACCGGUUGUUGAGGACAAGAAGAAGCGUGGGCGUCCAGCAAAAAGCCCUGUAAAAGAAGCAAAGAGGAGAGGCAGACCGCCAGCGGAAAAGAACAAUGUUGUAGCUAAGUCUGACGAUGACGAUGAUGCCCCAGUACCUGUCAAAAGAGGCAGAGGGCGCCCAAAGGGAACGCACAAGAAGAAGGCUAGUGCAGUAAAAGUUGCAGCUCCGCCGCGUGGUCGUGGCAGACCGAAGAAGGUAGAAGAAAAGCCAGAAAGCACCGGUGAGGAAGAGGAUGAACAGGAGGAGGAAGAGGAGGAGAAUUGAAGUAGCUGAGUCACCCUAGCUUUCAUUCAUUCUCAGAUACCCUUGAAAAAAAUCCUCGUUCCUUUAUUUUAAGUUUUACAAUUCCAUAAUUCGUUGAAAGCUCACGCCAAGUGACACCGAAAUUCAUAAUAUUCCGAAUUUAAUAACAAAAAGAGGUAGAGA
This is a messenger RNA of Diprion similis, 674 nucleotides long. It is a transcript of the gene D1, whose product is annotated as chromosomal protein D1-like. The transcript is spliced from 3 exons. NCBI's taxonomy places the organism in Eukaryota, Metazoa, Arthropoda, Insecta, Hymenoptera, Diprionidae. Gene Ontology annotation, molecular function: DNA binding. The record is from RefSeq and is a predicted model, not a curated record. The coding region runs from base 189 to 512 and encodes 107 amino acids.